Molecule: messenger RNA, 2336 nt
Organism: Psylliodes chrysocephalus
Lineage: Eukaryota; Metazoa; Arthropoda; Insecta; Coleoptera; Chrysomelidae
Source: the annotation of a GenBank genome assembly
AUGAUAUUUAUGAUAUAUAAACUUAAAUGUUCUCAACCAGUUUCGUGUAAGAUUUUAUUGAAAAUGGUCGACUGCGAAAAUCAGACUUUAGACAAAUUAGUGCAACAAACUACAACUGAAAAUUUAAGUGAACAAAAUAAUAAUGAAGGAGUUAAACCGAAAUCAGAUACUCUGUUUCUUUAUUUUACUGCAUUUACAGCUAUAAUAGUGGUGGUUGGAGGCUCCUGCCAUCUCGUUUGGUUAAGUCCAGUGGUACCCAAACUUCAAUCAAAUGAUACAGACAUCAAUCCAUUAAGUCGGCCUGUAACUACAAUAGAGACAUCAUUGCUAGCAGGAUUCCCAUAUUUAGUGGGUUUACUCGGAUCUAUAUUCGUAGGAAAGUUAAGUGAUAUUAUAGGAAGAAAAAGAACCAUGUUAUACGUAGCUGUGCUAAUACUAAUUAGCAAUAUAAUAAUUGCUUUAAGUAGCGAUGUAUACGUUUACAUUUUCGCUAGGUGUAUAAUUUUUGUAAUGUUUUCAGCAUGUUUAGUAUUAGUGCCAAUGUAUCUUCUUGAGAUUUGCGAAGACCACAACAGAGCUAAAUUUGGUAGCUUAAUGGGACUAGCUAUGCCCAUCGGAAAUUUAUACACUUACGUUUUUGGAUCAUUAGUAUCGAGUGUACAACUUUUAACUUUCUUGUGCGGAUUGCCAAUAAUACCCUUUUUAAUAAUUUUUUCAUUAUUUGCACCAGAGUCACCUGUUUACCUAGCCUCUAAAGGUAAAUUAACAUUAGCUAUGCAAGCUUUAGAAAAGCUCAGAAAAAACAAAAGUCCUCAAGAGAUAGAAAAAGAAUGUGAAAAAAUACAUAAAUCUAUAAAAGUAAAGCUUACUGAAGAAAGGGUAGGAUUAGGUACACUAUUUCGACAUAGAGUUUCCAGAAAAACGCUGUUCCUAGCUCUGAUUCCUAUUGUGGUGCAACAUUUGUCUGGAGUUACUGUUAUUAUGCAAUUUCUAGCUCCUAUUUUCAAUGAAGCUGAUACAUAUCUAUCGGGCAAUACUAUUUCAAUAAUAGCAGGAAUAAUUAAAAUGACAAUAAUUUUAACUACAGCUAUGAAAGUUGAGCGAUUUGGAAGAAGACCGCUGUUAAUUAUGUCUACGUUUGGUUCUGGAAUUGCACUAUUUUUCAUGGGUCUAUUUUUUUAUUGGAAACAUUUCAAUUGGAUUUAUAUAGAUAAAGUAAUGUGGUUACCGAUAUUAUGUCUAAUAUGCAAUUUGAUAAUGUAUUCAAUAGGUAUGGGUCCUAUUUCUUUGGCUGUUGUAACUGAAUUGUUUCCAGGGCAUACUAGAGCUAUAGGUAUGUCUUUCGUAGUAACUUUAAGCCAAAUUACUAUUUUCUUACUUAAUUUUUUGUUUCCAAUCAUUGUCGCCGAAUUUGGGAUAUAUUGCUGUGUUUGGUUUUUCAGUUUUUGCUGCUUCAUUGGAUCUUAUUUUAUUUACCGAUUUAUACCGGAAACUAGAGGAAAAAGUAUUGUUGAAAUUCAAGAAAUUAUUGAAAACAUUUAAAUUACACUUUAUUUACAUAUUAAAGAUUUUAUAAUGCUAUUAUUAAAAUGAGUGCAUUCAUUAUAUGAAAUUUAAGCCAUACAUUUGUUAUGCAAAUACAAAAACCUGUUUAUAUUCAGUUAAUAUACUGGAUGUAUUACUAUUCGUCGUGUAGACCUUUAUUGGAUUCAUUGACGUUUAUAAAGUGAUUUAUUUUUUUUAAUAGGUUAUACAUUUCCAUAAAACAAAUAUUUUCGAAAGACGCUAAAUUGGUGGUUCCUACUUUAUCAAGACUGAGGCGUCCCACCACGGGCAAACUCGUAGCAUAAAAGAAAGGAGAAACGAUUUGAUUUUUAAUGAAAUACAGACAUACGAUGAUAAUUAUUAAGACGUUGAAUUUUCGUGUUUUUACAUUACUAGACCUGUUUGAAUAAUUUACUUAUACUUAUUUGGUCACUUUAAUCCUUAAUCCGUGUACAAAAAUAUAGCACUUUUGCUCCUUAAGGCUGCCUUUUGUCUUUUAAGCCUACUCAUGUAAAUAUAUUUAGGCCCUUCUCCUCUUAAGUUUGUGUGUAUAAAAUUAUUUGGUCCUUUUAACCCUUACAUGUAAUAUUAUUUGGCAUAUUUACACAUGUACAAAUAUUUGGCUCCUGUAUCCAUUAAGCCUCCCACAUCAAAAUAUGAGGCUCAUUUACCACUUACAGCGGUCUUUGUAAAAAUAUUUAAAUCAUUUACCCCUUAAGCCUGUUAUGUAAAAACAUUUAGACUCUUUACUCCUCAAGCUUACCCAUAUAAAACUAUUUGCAUCCUUUAAC